GCGAAAGAAAAUUUUGGACGGCACAAUAUCCUUGAGCAACAGAAGAUGGGGGGCCAAGAAUCAACGAUGAAAUUAAGGUACAAGUUGCUGAGUAAUAAUAUGAAUACAUGAAGAUAUAUCCUGAUCUUUAAAGGUUUUCAAGUGUUGAUACUCCUUCGAUCUGAUAGGCGAAUUUAAAAUAUACAAUUCAUUAGGAGAGAAAGAAGAGAAGGCAAGUUAGUAGAUGGGGAAAAAAAGGGGGGCGCCCUUGGAAGAAUGGGGGGGGAGCCUAGGGAAAAGGGGGGCACGGAAGUGAGACCGGACGGUAUCUUUGCAAUCGCUUGUUGGAUGGAAAUUAUCAUAUUUAUGAAUAAAAAAGACUGUUUUCGCCAAUUGCAAUGAAAUAUGAAUAAUUGCAGAGAUGAGCAAGAGCCGAAAUCAUUUGACGACAUCUCGUCCGCCGGAACACCAAGUACCAGUUCUCCGCAGUUUGCGUCUACCGACAUGUUAUACGCUGCGGCGUCGGUACCAGAACUAAGAUCCAACCCCAUAAGACCUAAGGAGUUACUGAGAAACCUGCGGAAGUACCAUAAAGAAACAGUCCGCUUACCAGCCAGUGACACACAGUGGGCUAAACAACUUGUCUACAGCCAUACCCAGAAACUGCUCGAGUUUUGCAAGCGGGAGACUGGGGUUGUUCGUAACAUGGAGUACACUGGCUCUAUGUAUGAGAGACUGGAAACUAAGAAGAACAAUGAGUUUGAAGUUAUGGUUGUCUUGACGACGGGUUCCGAAGAUGUUUCAGUCGAAGAAGUUGUUCCAGGACUGUAUACCAAACUCAAAUUGAACACUGAACAAGCUGAUACGAAACUUGUCAAGUUUACAGACAACUUUGAUUAUCUGCGCCCUGAUAAGAUGCGAAACUUACUUGACAAAGUCGCCCAGACAUGGACCGAAAGCUCAAAAAGAUUCUCCGAUGGAACGAGAGUGCGGACUCACAAGCAUGGAACAGCGGUUGAGAUGAUUAUCCGGGAUACUAAUAGAGGAGGCUCUGUAACCGCGCAGUUGGUGCCUUGUGUAAAGAUCGAGGAUGACGCCGGAAUGUCGCGAUAUUUCGUGCCGUGCGCUUUUCAAGAAUACACAAAAUUCGAGUUGGAAAAUAACACAGAGCGUGCGAUUUUGUGGCGGAAAUCAUUUUCGCUGCGUGAAAGAGAGUUGCUGUCCAGUUUAGACCGUUCCGGAAGUACUUGUCGUACGGAAUGUCUAAAAGUUCUCAAAUUCCUUUUCAAUUCCGACAGAAAGCUGCGCCCUUUUCAUUUCCACAUGCUAAAAACAGCCUUUCUACACUAUCAUAGUCUUGAUCAAGACUGGCGCUCAGAUCAGCUUGGGGAGAGAUUCCUGGGCAUGUUGAGGUACAUUCGGGAGUGUAUCACGAAAAAAGAUUUGCCGCAUUACUUCGUUCCCCGUGUUAAUCUGAUGAAAGUGCUCAGUGUCUCGUCACGUAACAGCAUCGGCGCAAGACUGCAGCAGUUACUCACAAAUGAAAAACAGUUGUUCUAUGCAAUUUCGGGAUAG
Molecule: messenger RNA, 1554 nt
Organism: Pocillopora meandrina
Lineage: Eukaryota; Metazoa; Cnidaria; Anthozoa; Scleractinia; Pocilloporidae
Source: the annotation of a GenBank genome assembly